AUGUCGGCAGCCCAAGAAGAAUUCAACCAGCUGGUUAGCAGUAACCGCGACAGAUUCGCCUCUCACCCAGAAGAUCGAGUUUACGACUCCGACCCGCACUACUCCGACGACGAGCCCGCCUCCGGCCUCCGCUCACAACGCCAUACAGCCGAUUCCUCCGACGAAGACGAAGACAAUAUGGUCUCCUCCCGCAGCGCAAACUACCACAUCCCCAACACCGUCUACGACGCCAAUACGGGCCCCAAGGGUGUCAUCGCCGACGCCCAGGCCUUCGAGCGCGCCCGCAAGAAGUCCUUCCGCCGCACCCUCCUUAGCGCCGCGGGGCUCGACUCCCACAACCCCUCAUUCAGUUCCAAGUCCACCCGCGAGGACUCACCCCUCAAUGGAGAGUCCUCAUCUGCUAGCGAAGAUGAUGACGACGAGGCCCGUUUUCUGCGCAAAUGGCGCGCUUCGCGAAUGCACGAGUUGCAGGCGCGGAACAACCGCCGCCCCAGUCCGCGGGGUAGACGGUUCGGCACGGUUGAGACUGUCGAUGCGGUGGGGUACCUCGAUGCUAUCGAGAAAGUGACUUCGGAUACUGUUGUCGUGGUCUGUAUCUAUGAUCACCAGUGUGAUGAUAGCGCCAUCGUCGAAGAAUGUCUCGUUACGAUCGCCCGCAGACAACCCACUACCCGCUUUGUCAAACUGCACCAGGACAUCGCGGAGAUGGACCACAUCAAGGCACCCGCCCUGCUAGCCUAUCGUGGCGGCGAUGUCUUCGCUACUAUCGUCGACGUCCUGCGCAGCAUUCCCCGUGGCCGGAGCUGCAGCGCCGAUAGUCUGGAAGACUUGUUGAAGCUACACCGCGUGCUAUGA
Penicillium paradoxum is the source of this 855-nucleotide messenger RNA. Its product is annotated as phosducin family protein. Bases 1 to 855 code for a protein of 284 amino acids. The record is from RefSeq and is a predicted model, not a curated record. The transcript has 3 exons. Lineage: Eukaryota; Fungi; Ascomycota; Eurotiomycetes; Eurotiales; Aspergillaceae. Gene Ontology annotation, biological process: regulation of G protein-coupled receptor signaling pathway.